Molecule: messenger RNA, 2559 nt
Organism: Paramisgurnus dabryanus
Lineage: Eukaryota; Metazoa; Chordata; Actinopteri; Cypriniformes; Cobitidae
Source: RefSeq, a predicted model, not a curated record
GUUUAGGAGUUGUAAUCCCCUUGCUUAACAUAAGCAAAGUGUCAAAAAAACAUUUGAGCUUGUGACGGAGUAUUUCUGGGUCAAACUCACACCUCCAUUUUCAUACAAGUUUCGUACAAUUUUUUUCGACCUGGGGUAUCCGUUGCGACUGAUUGACCCCAUUUUCCUUAUAUGGCCCUUCCUCCCAGAACAGAGCACCCACACGUCAAUCAGAGUGAGAGCGAGAACGCGCAUUAGCAUUGCUCCGUCGAGAGGUCACAGGUAUCAGUGCACAGCACGCGACAACUUUGUUUAAUCAAGAUGGUUCGACAAAAGAAGUGCAUUUUUGGAUGUAAGGAGAAGAAAACCUUGUUCAGCUUUCCAAGUGACCCUGUCUUAAAACAGCAGUGGAUGCAGUUCGUUUUUCCCGGACAGCAACGGAAUUGCGAUUGGGUUUAUGUUUGUUCACUGCAUUUUGGAGACGACUGCUUCACAAACAAGGCUCAGUUCGACGCCGGAUUUGCUAAUCGUUUACAAUUGAGAGAUGCAGCGGUCCCAACUUUAAAAGACCCCGUUCAGGAGACACAACCACAAGCAAGCACAUCUACUCAUGUUCCUACCAGCCUGUCUUUAAUCAAGCACAUGGGAUGUCAAACAGAACAUAUACCUGCUGUGUCUGUUGAAGUCCAAGCCAACCCAGAAAAAAAAUCUAUAGGCAUUCAAUGUACAUUUGCUCCAUCUCUAAAGACAGCUGCCACACAGGUCUCCUUUGCAAAACAGACAGGACAUUUUCGAAGCAAGGGCACACAGGCUACAGUAUUUAAUGUAAGUGUUGGUACAGAGACUGCACAACCUGAACCAUGGAGUCAGCUGUCAUCUACACCAAUAAAGGUUUCUACAUCCAGACUUGGUGCGACACCUGCUAAGCGGCCUCGUAUGGAAUUGCUGGAAGAAGACGAGGAAGAGGAUGAAGUAAACAUUUCAGAUAUUCCACAGCCUCAUGAUUCCACAUAUGAGCUUGGUGACUCUGCUGCAGAUACUGAAAUCAGUGGGUUGGAGGACACUUAUGAUUACACUGACACAAAGUACAUUGUUUUUGAAUACUCUCUCAGAGAGCUUUUUGAAACAUGUCCUUUGUGCAAGCACAACUGCGAUGUCCAACGACGUCGAAUGGGGACAUUUGUGUCAUUCAGUCAGGUCUGCGAACACUGUCAAUAUACCAGAAAGUGGCAGAGCCAGCCUGUGAAAGGAAGUACCCCGAUCGGAAACCUGCAAUUGUCAGCUGCAGUGUACUUCACUGGUGCAUCAUUCAUUCAAAUGGAUAAGAUUUGCAGAGCAAUGAAUCUCCAGAUACACGGAUACAACACAUUCAGAAGGCAUGCACGAUUGUUUCUUGAACCAUCAAUUUAUUACAAGUGGAAGAUGGAUCAGCAGGCCAUGUUCCAGCAGCUACAACAGCAGGGCAAAAUUGCAUUGAGUGGCGAUAUGCGUGCUGAUUCUCCAGGACAUUCUGCGAAAUAUGGCAGCUACACUUUAAUGCAUCUGGAAAGCAAUAAAAUUGUGGACAUUCAACUAGUACAGAGCAACGAAGUCGGAGGCAGUGCACACAUGGAGAAGGAAGGACUCAGAAGAGGUCUUGAUCUUCUGGAGUCCAAACAGUUGGACGUGGACUAUAUUGUAACUGAUCGCCACCCACAAGUGCAGAAGUAUCUAAGGGAGAGAAAUGUCAAACAGUACUAUGAUGUUUGGCACCUCGAGAAAGGCCUAUCCAAAAAAUUGGACAAAUUGUCAAGAAACAAAGACUGCCAGGUGUUGAGAAAGUGGUUGCAGGGUUUAAAAAACCACAUGUACUGGUCAGCCAUGACAUCCGAGGAAGGACCUGAAAAGGUUGCCAAGUGGAAGAGUGUAGUUAAUCAUAUGCAGAAUGUCCACACUCAUGACGAUCCACUAUUCCCCAAGUGCGCUCAUCCAGAUAGAGUGACCAGAGACCCCAGUAAAUGGUUAACACCAGGUACCAUGGCACUUUAUAAGGUAGAGAAGCUGCUCCUCAAUAAAAGAAUUCUGAAAGACGUGGCAAAGCUGAGCCACCAACAUCAAACUUCAGCUCUUGAGUCAUUUCACAGUGUCAUACUGAGAUUUGCCCCAAAGAAUGUAGUCUUUCCUUUCAUUGGAAUGCUGUGCAGGCUCUAUCUUGCCGCAAUGCAUUUCAAUGAGAAUGCAAACCGUGAACAGGCAAUGACCUUAGAGGGCACAGUAGUGUACAAGAUGGUGUUUCCUAAAGCAAAGAAGGGGCAGCCUACAGUGAAGGCAGUGAAAACUGAGCCCACAUUUGGAUACGUCAGUGACCUGAUGAGAUUGCUGUUCACGGAGGUAUUUGACAACCCUGACACCUAUGUUGAGGAUCUGCGGAAAGUUCCUGUUCCAGAGGACCUAUCAGCACAGUUUGAGAGGCCAGCAAAGGAGGAUCUUAUUGCCCGACAUGUCUCCAGGUUCAAUCCAGCGGUGGCCGGAAGCCAGUGUAGUUCCCUCCAGCAUCAGGAAACUCCUGACGAAUCCGCAGGACAACACAUGCAGGAAUGA